AUGCCCAACCCAACUAUCGACAAGAAGCAACAAUUACGGGCGAAAUUGAUUGAUAAAGGCCGGAGUGCUGUCGAGGCCGAAGGAACCAAUAGCGCACUCCGCCAUAGGAUCAUAUCCUCCAAUCUUCGGGAUCUCGUGGGCGGUAUUACCAAACACGAAUGGACAGCUACGCAGGUAGUCACUGCAUUCAUUGCUCAGGCAAUCAAAGCACACGAUCUUACGAACUGUUUGACCGAGAUCUUGUUUGAGCCAGCGCUCAAGGCCGCGGGAGAGCUCGAUGAUUAUUUUAACCAAACUGGCCAAUUACGUGGUCCGUUGCACGGCGUCCCUUUUACCUUCAAGGACCAAUAUGAAAUCAAAGGCUACGACAAUACGAUCGGUUUCACUCAUUGGGCGGAUCAGCACGCAAAUCAAGACGCCGAGCUUGUCGCUCUCGCGCGCUCAUUAGGUGGAGUUGUGAUAGCAAAAACCAACGUUCCCCAAACCAUGCUGUCUUUUGAAUGUGACAACCCACUUUGGGGUAAAACCACCAAUCCUUAUAAUGAGAGCAAUACAGCAGGUGGGAGCUCGGGUGGAGAGGCUGCCGUAUUGAGGUUCGGCGGAAGCGCUCUGGGCAUGGGGUCUGACAUUGGUGGUAGUCUGCGCAUUCCAACGAGUUACUCGGUCGAGGCGCAGUCGGCAAGUAGUGUUAGUAUUUCGUUUAGCCCCAUACUAAAAUACAUCUACAACGUAGGCUGCGUCCCUGGCUUCACGGGUAUAACUACCGUCUACGGACCGAUGGCAAGGUCUGUGGCCGAUGUAAAAUAUGCCUGUGAGGUGUUCUUUGGCCAACAGGCAACUGUCCCGGCGGCGACCCUCCCACCUGUCAAGUACCGAACUGAUUUAGACCUUUCAAAACCCCUCAAAAUUGGUUACUUCAAAACUGAUCGUUUUGUGCGUGCUUCUCCUGCUUGUCAAAGGGCUGUGCUCGAGAGCGUCGAAGCGCUCAAAGGAAAAGGCCAUAUAAUCGAGGAAAUCAGUCCUCCCGAUAUCGCUGAACUCUUGAAACUUUUUGUCGAGCUUAGUUCUGCUGAUGGGUACAACACUAUGUUAUCUCACCUCCAGUCAGAUAAACAAGAGCCGGCGCUCUUCCUUGUCACGUUGGGUCCACGCCUUCCAGCUUUCGUCCGCGCCCUUAGCAACCUCCUUGUUCGUCUGUUUAUCAACGACACGACCUUCACACGACUGUUUGGUGCUUCACGUCCACGAACUGUGUCGGAGCUCUGGGCAAGCUCAGCGGCUCGAUUAGCAGCUGACAGCGCACUUCAAAACCACUUGUGGUCUCAAACACUUAACUUAGAUGUACUCAUCUGUCCAGUACAAGCAGUACCGGCCAUUCCACAUGGAGCAACCAAGACACUUACUCCAAUUGCAGCGUCAACUUUGGCAUGGAAUGUAGUCGAGUGCCCCGUGGGUAUUGUUCCAGUUACUCACGUUCAACCAGACAAGGAUGCGUUGCCGGCCGAUUGGUUUGAGAAACCCACUGCAGGGCCGGUGAUACGUCCCUCUGGAGAGAAUAAGGUGGUAGAGGUGGAAGUUGAGCCAUCACCUCUGUUCGAGCGAGCCGUUUAUGGCUCAGGAACUAGACUAUUACAACCUUUAGAUGAGCCUGUGCCCGUCUACGACGCUGAAAAGAUGAAAGGGUUGCCAGUAGGUGUCCAAAUCGUGGGGAAGCCUUGGGAAGAUGAAAAGGUUAUCUAUGUCAUGGAGGUAUUGGAUGAGGCACUUGGUAAGAGAGAGCCCGGGUUCGGUCCAAGUGCAAAUGAGGUCUGGAGGACUGGUACUUGA
Messenger RNA from Rhizoctonia solani, 1827 nucleotides. Its product is annotated as amidase. NCBI's taxonomy places the organism in Eukaryota, Fungi, Basidiomycota, Agaricomycetes, Cantharellales, Ceratobasidiaceae. The record is from RefSeq and is a predicted model, not a curated record. Gene Ontology annotation, molecular function: fatty acid amide hydrolase activity; amidase activity. Bases 1 to 1827 code for a protein of 608 amino acids. The transcript has 13 exons. Gene Ontology annotation, biological process: fatty acid catabolic process.